AUUGACUUGGUAUCGUAUCGUAUCGAGUUCCGUAUCCCUAAUUGAAAUUGUUGAAAAAUAGUAAAUAAAGUUAUAAUGGCUGAAGAAAUCGAUGAUAGUGGUUUUUAUAGGCAGGAUUUCAGCACUGUGUCUGAUUGGGAGGUUUUUACUGCCCAACUUGGUGAAGUGUUUCAAAAACUUUCAAUAAGUGAUGUUGGCUGUCCUGACCAAGUCGAUACGGAUGUGUUCCGCUGCAAUUGGGAUAUUCGGACAGAAUUACUCUUACUGCAUAAAGCGAAAAUAUCAGUAAGUUUUUACGAAUCCUGCAAUUCAAAUUUAAAGAGAGAGGAUUCUUCAAAACUCUCCGUAAACAAGUAUAUAUGUGAAGACCUAAUGACGGUUAAAAAUACAUUCGGUCCCCCGUUAGUGUUGAAGAAUUUGAGCAGUGCUCAUACAAUUUCUUGUAUGUAUGGGUUGCGUCGAUUUGUGUUAAUUUCCCCACAUCAGUCCCACCAACAUUUAUCUAAUCCUUCGGACGUUUGCUUUUUUCUAAGCGCAUCAACGGUUGUGGCAGCUGAGUAUUGCCCAAUGGUCCCGAUUUUUGUGCAAAUCUAUGAUCAUAAAUGGAGUAUCUUCCUCGGAACAGCAAUGCAUUCCACACUACGAACAAGUUUUGAUUUAGUUGUGCUUAAACAAACUCCGAUUGAAUGCCGAUACUUAUCCGGUUUGAUGACAAUAUUUAAGGAGAAACUUCCGACAAAAUGUGUGCAACCGAUUACUGUCUCAGUGCGAAACACAUAUGCUCUCCAAAUUGAGCAAAUUCGAUUUCCUAUGAAAGUACCUUUUCUUAAACCCCUGUACGAAAAUGACAAAGAUAAAUCGAAUGACAUAGUUUUAUAUUCGAAUAAGUUUAUAGCGCUACCAUGUGGAUACUUCCCAGAUGCCGGUACAGAAAUAUACCUUGUAUACAAUUGGUUGGAGAUUUCGGAAAACGUUGCAAUAGAUUCGCCUCUGCAUUCUGAUUUUGUACCUUCUAAAUCAGCCAGUUGUAACAUGUACCAAAUAGCUCACGCAGUUUCGUAUUUGACGAGUUGUUUACGGGAUUUUUAUAAAUUGUGCUAUGAUAAAGAUACAUUGGAGUCUUUCGUAGGACGGAGCAUAACAGAAUAUUCUAAUGGUACAAAUAUGGCAAAAGCAUUACGGCACUUAACAGACCCACAAUUUCACCGAAGUAAUAGUUCUAACUUUUUUGAAAGUUCAAAUUUUCCGAAGCAUCCCAAAAAAAUUGCUGGUCCGCUGAACGAAAAUGAAUUAAAGGAGUUCCUAGUUUUCUUAUUUCCCGAUUUAUAUCCUGAUACUGCACAAUAUAAUUAUGCAAAUGACGAAAAAGAUAAAAAUAAUGAGUUUGACCCUCAUAGAAUAAAAUCAGCACCUUUAGAUUGUUUGUCUAGUCGUCUUAGUUGCCUACUAGCCACUUGUAAUGCACAUUACGGCGGUAAGGCCGGACUGGCUCAACUUUGGGCUUCAUUCACAAGGGAGCUUCAAUUUAUAUGGGAUGUGAGAUUAUCUAUACCAGGAGUUGUUAGCGGAUUUCCUAACACGCGCACUUGUUUACUAAAUCAAAAAUUGGAAAUGCUGAACUAUUGUAUUGAGCGUUCUAAGUUUCGAAAAUAUGACAAAGAACAGAGAGAACCGAAAAUAAUUGAUAACAGCUUCGAGGAAGCUUCCAGCGAAACUGGCGAUGAAGACGACGAUGAGUUCUAUGAAUGCACAGAAUAUGCUCCAGAAGGUCGUGGCAGAUGCUUAGGUGACCUCAAAUUAUUAGACUGUGAUGAGCCGUUGUACGUACCUAUUACACAAGAUCCUGUGCCUAAAACUGAAGAUGAAUUGCAAGCAGAUGCAGAAGCAAUGCUGAGACUAGGAUCUGGCUCAGGUUUGAACAUGGAGAUGUUCUCUUCUUUGCUUUCUGAUAUGGAAGCCUUUAAAGCAGCAAAUCCAAAAGGAAAAAUAGAGGAUUUUAUACGAUGGUACAGUCCCAAAGACUGGGAAGAAGAUGAACAAUCGACAAUAGGGAGGCUAAGCGUCCGCAUGCAAGUUCCGGGUAAUACUUGGCAGACGGUUUGGCAAAAAGCACAACCUGUGCCAGCUAGCAAACAGAAACGUUUAUUUGAUGAAACGACUGAGGCGAUGAAGGUUUUGACAUUUUUGGAAACUCGGAAUAUAAGUGAAAUUUAUGAGUUAACAAUAAUACCGCUACUACAUGCUGCUUUAAUAAAGUUCAAGGAUAUUUUGGAAACAGCAAACGUAUUAGAUAUUUUUGAAACUGGAAUUGAAGCAUUAUUUGCUGAAUUAUGCCAUUUAUCGCGUGAUGUUGAGAUAUUUGAUUCUGGUGUCGAGCAGAAAACACCCAAUCCGGAACAUCUAAUUGAAAACCUAGAAAAGUUGGAAACACAAUUCUAUCAAUAUAAAUGUUUUGAACAAUUGGCAGGCUAUCCAGCCUGCAUAUCAUUGGAAGAAGUAAAGCAAAAGUUCCGAGAAAUGAUUGAAAAUGAAAAUAGUUGCAGUAUAACCGGUUUAGACAGAAUUGCUAAACAUAAUUAUAGAUUCAACGAGGCUGAAACAGCUAAUCUUCAUUUGGUCAAUGAAUUGCGUAGCAAUUUGAUAAUUAAGGAGUAUGUUUUGCGAGUGCGUGGUGAUAUUGCUUUUGGGCCACAAUUUUUACGAGCAAUUGUGACGGGCGAAGAAGUACGUUUAUGUGGUGCAUUUACUGAAAAUACUACACUUCUUUGAAGCGAAACGUUUUAUCUGAUAAACGGUUUAGAUGGAAUAUAUGUAUAAUAUUUGUGUUGCUGAUUGUCUAAAUUGUAUCCAGCUAAAAAAACUUUCUGCACAUACGUAUACCUGUGUACAUAUGCAGCAUUUAUAUUUCUUCAUCCGCUAAAAUACCAUCACAACUGGAAGACCAGAACUGCCUCAACGUUUUCAACUAAAAUAUGCGUGGGAUAUUUGUCGAAAUUGCCGACUUCGAAACAUAUUUUUAUGUCCUAUUGCGUAUUUACAAAAAAUGUUUGAUUUUUAAUCCGAUAUUUCGGUCGUCUUCCUCAAGAAUGUAGAGAAUAUAUGCACGUGUAAGUAGUUAUACUUAUUUUUUUGGCUUUGUAUAAAGUCAUUAAAAAAUCAAGUAGCAUUGAGCAUUUGGUUUAAUGAAAAAUGCAUGCAAGGAACGACAAAGUGCCUAGCUUCAAAUAUUAACUUCAAAUAAAAAAAAAUUAUUUAACAAUAUUCUAAUCCUAAAGUUGAAUAAAUUUACUUACAUAGUGGUGGAUUCAGACAAAAUGUAGAAAAUAUAAAAAAUGUCUUAUGCGAGCGUUUAAAAAGUA
Messenger RNA from Anastrepha obliqua, 3359 nucleotides. It is a transcript of the gene Rab3GAP1, whose product is annotated as rab3 GTPase-activating protein catalytic subunit. The record is from RefSeq and is a predicted model, not a curated record. The transcript is spliced from 7 exons. The coding region runs from base 76 to 2769 and encodes 897 amino acids. Gene Ontology annotation, molecular function: GTPase activator activity. Gene Ontology annotation, biological process: positive regulation of GTPase activity. NCBI's taxonomy places the organism in Eukaryota, Metazoa, Arthropoda, Insecta, Diptera, Tephritidae.